AUGCCUCAAAAUCCAAUCCUUGAAGUUGAAGUGUUUGAUGUAUGGGGUAUAGACUUCAUGGGGUCAUUUCCAUCAUCUUUUGGCAACAAAUACAUCCUUAUAGCUGUUGACUAUGUCUCCAAAUGGGUGGAAGCUAUUGCAAGUCCCACCAAUGAUGCUAGAGUUGUAACCAAGAUGUUCAGGAGCACCAUCUUUCCAAGGUUCGGGGUUCCAAGAGUUGUAAUCAGUGAUGGAGGGUCUUAUUUCAUCAACAAACUGCUUGAGGGACUUCUCAAGAAGAACAGUGUAAAGCACAAGGACAGCUUACAAGACACCUCUGAGGACCACACCUUUCAGCCUAGUGUACGGGAAAGCUUGCCAUCUGCCAGUGGAGCUUGA
Molecule: messenger RNA, 378 nt
Organism: Brassica oleracea var. oleracea
Lineage: Eukaryota; Viridiplantae; Streptophyta; Magnoliopsida; Brassicales; Brassicaceae
Exons: 2
Coding region: 1-378 (125 amino acids)
Biological process (GO): DNA integration
Molecular function (GO): nucleic acid binding
Source: RefSeq, a predicted model, not a curated record